Molecule: messenger RNA, 6515 nt
Organism: Styela clava
Lineage: Eukaryota; Metazoa; Chordata; Ascidiacea; Stolidobranchia; Styelidae
Product: phosphatidylcholine:ceramide cholinephosphotransferase 2-like
Biological process (GO): ceramide biosynthetic process; sphingomyelin biosynthetic process
Cellular component (GO): plasma membrane; Golgi membrane; endoplasmic reticulum membrane
Molecular function (GO): protein binding; sphingomyelin synthase activity; ceramide cholinephosphotransferase activity
Source: RefSeq, a predicted model, not a curated record
GUGAUGACAUCGUUUGUUUUUACAGAGCCUUUAAGAUGGACUUUAAAAUAUUGGCAUUGCCACCAGUAAGGAGAAUGUAGCACAAGUAACUCAUAGUGUGACCCGUGUUUGAUCCAUAGUUGGUCGGCGUAUCAAAACAUUUAGCAGUAAACUGUAAUUUCGCGUUCUGUGCGUUUCACACUGUUCGUGGUGACUAACAGAAUAAAACGACAAAGUUGUAUAAAUGUAAUGCUUACCUUGGAAAAUUUUUAUGCAAAACAGAGAUAGUGCAAUAUAGUAUUGGAUAAAUAGGGAAGUAUCAAGAAAAGAAUUAUCUGCGGAAUGUACAUUCGCUAAGUUGCUGUUGCUGUAUCUGCGCGUUGUCGAUCGAUCACUUAGUCGUUCGUAUCUACUUAGCUGUUUGGACCGAAGCGUCUUCAUAAGCGCGAGGCAGAUUAUUUUUAGUGGGAUCUGGAGAUCAAAUUUACUGAAAGCUCAGAAGCUACCGUGGGUGAAAAUUACUGAAUUAAGGGAAAUAUCAUUCAAGACUUGUGUACAGUCAUAAAAGCCAAACAGUGGAUCUUAUCUUUUUUAAGGACUGGUGACAUAUAAAAGACUGAAAAAUAAACUGUUUUGUACAUUCCAUUUGUUUGGGCUGAGGAAUGGGAUUUGAGGAUGGGGACAGUUAUGAUGAUAUUUCUAAAUGGUCACCCGAUACGGUAGCAGAAUGGUUUCGGGAAAAUGGAUAUCAUGAUUUCCAGAUGUUGGUAAAAACUCCACCUGGAGUCAAUGGAGCCAGAUUAUUAACAUUGGCUGAAGAAGAUCUCCAGAGUCCCCCAUUUUCUAUGACCGAUGGAAGUGAGAUUGACCAUCUUCUUAUAUGUAUCGAAUCUUUACGUAAAGAGCAACUACGUAGAUGUAUGCAGAAAUUGGAAAAUCAAGGAGUAGGGAACGGAGUUGCUUCAAAUGGACAUUCGGGACAUAUUAAUGGCUAUCGGCAUUCUUAUGAUGCUAAUGGUUCAGAGAAUCAUUUCGUCAGUGUAAAGAUGCCUCUCAUAUCAGGUGAUAAUGAAUCGUCCUCAUUCAAUUCAUCAGAAUCGUUGCUGUCACAAGGCGUUGAUCAUUAUCCAGUUGAAAAAAUUAAGACAUUGGUCUCCUUAAUUUAUCUAUUCCUUGGUUUUAUAGUCGCAGUUGGGAUGUUGCAAGUCGUUCAUGAACGAGUUCCAUCAAUGGAAGAAGAUCCACCUUUGCCUGAUAUUGCGUUCGAUUUGGUGCCAAAACGUAUAGAAUGGGCGUUCGAUGUUUGUGAAAUAAAUGGAAUGAUACUUGUUGGUUUGACAGUGUUAAUGCUGUUUUUUCACAAACACAGAUUUAUUGUGGUGAGAAGGAUAUUCUUUAUACUCGGAACAUUAUAUAUUUAUCGAGCCAUGACAAUGUAUGUUACGACGUUACCUGUUCCUGGACUGCAUUUUAGAUGUGCACCCAAGGUACAUGGUAAAAUCAGCACAAUGGUGUAUCGCGCAGUGAUGCUGUUAUGUGGUGGAGGAUUAUCAGUUACUGGAUCACAUCAUUUAUGUGGAGAUUAUUUAUUCAGUGGUCAUACUGUUAUAUUGGUCAUCAUGUACAUGUUUAUUGAAGAAUACACUCCAAGACGGUUUUGGCUUCUUCAUUGGGUGUCAUGGAUUCUUGCUGUUACCGGUAUAAUAUGCAUCCUGCUUGCUCAUGAUCAUUAUACAAUCGAUAUUGUUGUUGCAUAUCUCAUUGCAACUAGAUUGUUCUGGACUUAUCACACAAUGGCAUGCACAUUGUCUCUGAAGACAUCAACGAAAUCAAACUUUCUUUCUGGUGUUUGGUGGUUUCCAAUUUUUAAAUAUUUUGAAGGCAACGUAUGGGGCGGUGGAAAACUACCCCGGAAAUAUGAAUGGCCCUUACCAUGGCCAAGAAGGUUGAAGCACGUCACAAUAAGGCGAUCGCCAAUCAAAGGAGUUUAAUGUUGAAUCAUACUUUUAUUAUCAAGUUGGAAAGUGUUACACGAGAUUGCAUGACACGUAAUACACAUGACUGUGUGCUCACAUAACAUGACAUGACAUAUUUUUUUUCUUCUAAGUUUAUUUUACUUUUCAAUGUUCAUAGUUUCUAAAUUUUUCAUUGUCCUCAAAUUGUUAUGAUUUUUUUUUCUAAUGGAGGUUUGAACCAACAUGUAUAAAAUUCAAUGUUUCCAAAUCUGAUUCUGAAAUUGUGGUUUAUUUUCUCUAUAUUAAUCUUGAUUUAAAAUUUGGGUUGUGAAAAGAUUCGUUAAAAUUGAAUUCGAAAUCAUUAGCCUGAAAAUUGAUUUAUUUCUAAGAAAAUUUUGAGAUAAAUAAUCAUUAUUUUAUUCAAUUAAUACAUAGCAGGGCUGGGCAUUUUCAAAUACCCGAUUAUUUUUAGAUUCGAAUCUCGAAUACUUGAAAUAUAUGUAAAUGUAUGUCUCAUUUUUAUUAUAAUGUGUCCUGCGGACACACAAAUUACUGAAAACUUAGAAUCCAUCAUCCAGAUAGUUCGCUGAGUAUUCACACGCAAUAACAAAUAUAUUUUAUCAAUAGCUCCCUAGAAGAAAAGAGUCAAAUGUCAGAAUUUUAUUUUACAAAACAUGCCUCUAAAAUAAAAUUGGGAGAUUCACUUCAACAUUUUAAUCGGAAACGAUUUGAAUAAUUAACUAUUCGAUUAAAAAUGCCCAGUCCUAAUAUAUAGUACUUACAAUGAUUUUGCUAUAACAUAGAUCUAUAUAAUAAAUUUGAAAUUAAAAUCAGUCGAAAAGCAGAAUUUUAAAUCACCAAACAGUUUGAAUAGAUAUAAAUUUCUCUCCGUAGGAACCCUAGAUGUAGAAUGAAUGCUGUAACUAGUAGCAAUCUUAAAUUACACCUGCGAUAUUUUUUAAAUUUUUUUCUACGACUUAGGCAUGAAGUUUUGACAACCUAGCAGGUGCUCGCAACAAUUGUGAAUAAAUAACCCCAUUCAUUGGAAAACUAAACUAACCUUCAUCAAUGUUAAUUGAAAUUCUCUUGUAUUUUCAAAAGCGUUCUUGGUUACUGAAUCUUGAUUCGAAUUUCUCAUACUUUACUUGUCAUUCCUAGUGAUUUCACUUAUUUAAUUUGUGCAAUGCACAGUGAAAAAUGCAAUUAUACAAUGCACUGGGAAUAUCAAAAUUUUACUGUGGCAUAUGACACGAUUUGUAAUUAUCGUUGAUUGCCUUAAUUGCAUUUUAUUCCAUCAAUAUUAUUUUUGCUAAGGAUUUCUGAAAUAUAUAAGUUAAUACAUGACAGAGACGGAAAAAUAUCGUAAAAUUUGAUUUUUGUCCCAAAUUUUUUGAUAAUUUUUAAAAAAAUAUAUAUCAUAAAAGUAUUUUUGUCACGAGACAAUUUGAAACUAAAUUUUCAAUCCAUACCAUGACAUUGGAAGUAAAUUAUUUAUUAGUCUUGUCCAAAAUUUUGACACACAUCCUUGAAUUACUAUUAAAACUAUACUUGAGACGAAACAAUGUUCAAAGAUUAGACCACUAUUUAUAAUGGGUUUCUAACUCAAUGUCUUUUGGUAAUUGUCAGCAUAGGUUUAUAAUGUCUGUUUUGUUUUGCAAGUACAUUUUUACAUUUUUAUCAUAUAUUAGUAAUAAUUUAAAUUCUGCUAGUGUUAUCUAGAACUCAAAUUUGUCUUGAGCCCAGUCGUUAAGAUGUUUGCUAGCUUCGCCAGAAUCAAAAUUUUAGAAUUGGUACAUUGAUUGCAGUUGAACUAUUGUGAGGCAAAAACAAGUCUCAAUAUUAUUAUCAUCCAUCUUGUGUUUGUUGCGCAAUUCAAUCAUUCCAAAAUCGUAUAGCUGUUUAAUAUUUCAAUGUGCUAUGUUUUUCAAAUCUAAUGACUCAAAAUUGCUAUAUUUUCGAUUAUGACUGCUUUGCAGAGUCAAUCCUAUUCCAAUUUGCAAUAUAGCUGUGAAUUGUGAUGUAAAGUUUGACAAAAGCUGCUUGGAUCAUCUAAAAUACCUGAUGCUCUUUUAUGUGUCAUCCACCUUAUAUGGAAUAAAGAUUGCUCGCUUUUCAGUAAUAUCAUCAAUUUUAGUUCUUAGUACUCUUUGCAAUCAAAUUUUUAGAUGUCGCUUUAAACCAUAAAAAUUUGUAUCGAUAACAUUAAUAAUAUUCGGUAUUUACCAAAUAAUAUAUUUUUCGUCUUAGAUGUUGCUUACUUUGCUUUGUUAGUGUUAAUAGCUCUUGCCUAUAGCAUGUGAUUUAUUUAAAUAGGCAAUAAUUUUAUAAGACCAUAGCUUGCCAAACAAUUUAAUAUUAUUUUUAAAUUCAUGACUUAAGUUCGUUCUCCUCGCAAUAUAUGAUUACUGAGAUAUAUUUUGUCAAGAAUUAUAACAUACUGCUUAACUUAUUGUUAAUUUAUUCUGUGUUCCUUAUAAAUUUUGCUUGCUAGGGAAUGAGUGCUGCUUAUUUGUGAUAUGGAAAGAUAAAUUAGGGGAGCAUUUUUUUUUCCUUUUAUUGCCAUCAAGUUUUCAUGACUAGAUGAUCAUAAACUAUAGUUUUAAUAAUCAGUUCUGUAUGAUGUAGUUCAGUAGUUGCAUGUCAUACCGCUAGCUAUUCAUUCAAUAUUGUCAGUUUAAAUUACCAGGAUUUUUUAUUGGUUGAAAUACUUUUAUUGCUAGAAUGCAGAUUGCUCAAUUUUUCUCAAUCUGAAAUCAUUACACCCAGCUAUUUUAUACCCUCUGGUCGUUCACAGUGACUAUCAUAAAAACAGUCAAUGCUUACUUGGGUAUAUAUAUGUGUUAUAAUAUAAUAUUCGUAAUUGAAAAUAGCCAAAAGUGUUUGCUUGAUGCUUGCCAACUGCUAAAAAGAAUUGAAGUGUUAUAUCUUUUCAGUGACUGUACAAUCUAUAUAGACUGACAUUGGUAAUUCCAUAAUAUUAUCUUACGAUCAUCUUAAAUCGUGCCAUGAAUUUCUUGAUGAUAAUUACUUUAAAACAUAAAAAAUAUUAAAUCAUUUUUGCCCAGAUUGAAUAAUAUUGCCUUAAUGUUUUUUUGUUUGGAUAGUGUUAUUGUAGUGAGUAGCAUGCCAGCAUUCAUAUUGCCAUAGUUUAUUCAUCCAUUUUAUUUGUAACUGCAUUCUAAAUGCUAAUGUAGUGCAAUAUUCACUUCAAAAAGUAGAGCUUGCCAAGAACGAGACCAAGUUCAAAAGCUUCAUCCUAUUAUAAUUUCUAGGAAUGAUUCAUGCAUAUACACAUAAUAUUGCCUUAAACAAAAAAUUGUUGUGUACUUGUCCCAUCAAUCUACAACUUCAUCAGUUUAGUUAAGUUCUUAUGUGCAUGCGUAGUGGAUUGAUUAGUUUAAGUUGCGAAGUAAUACAUAUAUCCCAAUUUUCAUCACAUUGUCGAUAGACUCAUUUCAAUAGUGUUUUAUAAUCUAUCUAUUUAUCAUUUUAUCCGAACAGCAUUUUUGCAAGAACCACUUUCUUUCGGUGCAACUUAUUUGAUUUUCAUUGAGUAGGAAAACUGUUUCAACUGUUCUAGCGUGUAAGGAGUAAAAUUUGAAUGGCUUUCUGCCCCUAGAUUACUUAUAGCUUAAAACUAUCACGGAUGUUCGACUGGUGUUAUAAACCAAGUUCACCUUAGUUUUGUGUAUAAAAGUAUUGUUUGUUCCAUCUUGAUUGUCUUCUAGAACAAGGAGGUUAUAUGGAAAAAUGCGCCGCUGCAAUAAUAUAAAUUAGAGCACUACAUGCUAGGCUUUUCCAUGACAAUGACUCAUUAUUUUGUUUUAUAUCACACAAUGUAUUGAACUUGAUAUUUCGUAUUAGUAUUUAUUUGUAUUAAGGUUAGCACUAUUUGUGUGGUUGUGUUAUGAUUUUGGUUAUUCAAUGCUCGUUUGAAAAACUUAUUGUUGCAGUUUCAUCACAUCAAAGUUGCAAAUUUCAUCCUUGUUUUUAUCAUUUGUGCUUCUUUCUCUUUCAAGUGCUACCCUGUAUAAUUUUAUGCCAGACCUGAUCAGAAAAAAUGUGUGUAUGUCAUAGCUGAUGAAACCUUUAUAAUGCCAAACUGUGUAAUGAAACAAAUUUACACAUAAUGAAUGAAGAUUUCCAAUAUUAGGAUAUUAUACUACAUGUGAUAGUUAUUUUUAUCGAUUUACAACUAAUAUGGUUAUCCAAGCUCAAAAUUGUUUGCAAAUAAUAAUAUUGGUGAUGAAUCUCUUUAUAUAAUACUAAACUAACUUUUUUUUAUUGUCAUCCAUUUUUUGCAAGCAUCGUAUUAUUUCUGUAAACUAUAUUCUUGCAUUGCGUACUAUUUACUUGAAUGAUGCUCAUUUCUCUUACAGUUGUUUUUUGUUGAAUUGUGAUUUUUAUUAUGUAUGUGUACGUGUUCUAUGGGUCUCUUUCAAUUGAUAUUACUCAUAUUGAUGCCAUAUUGACUUGAAAAGGAAGUUUGGUUUACAGCCUUACCCUAAUCUUAAAAAGACCUGUGUUUUUAUUUUUAUGUGUAUGGCUGUGUAAUAUUACAUAAAAAAUUUCUUUCUUGCA